Messenger RNA from Macrosiphum euphorbiae (potato aphid), 300 nucleotides. NCBI's taxonomy places the organism in Eukaryota, Metazoa, Arthropoda, Insecta, Hemiptera, Aphididae. The record is from the annotation of a GenBank genome assembly.
AUGUCGCAUAUACCUAAAUCAACGAAGCAAAACCUAUCGAACAGUUCGCCCAGUCAAAUCGACAAAAACAAAAAAGUAUUUAUCACCCCGAACAGCUACGCCGUACUUAACACCGAUGAAGACAAUGUACUCACCACACCUUCAACCAGCACCACGAAAGAUCCGGACAGUCCACCUCAAAAAGCUCACAACGCUAAGCCCGUGGCCCCUCCUAUCCACAUCAAAAACAUUUCCAACUUCUCAGCAUUCAACACCAUCGUAAAAAAACAACACAUAAAACAGAUGCCCAUUAUGUCUUGA